Nymphaea colorata (pocket water lily) is the source of this 1286-nucleotide messenger RNA. RefSeq lists its product as uncharacterized. The transcript is spliced from 5 exons. The record is from RefSeq and is a predicted model, not a curated record. The coding region runs from base 71 to 1042 and encodes 323 amino acids. Lineage: Eukaryota; Viridiplantae; Streptophyta; Magnoliopsida; Nymphaeales; Nymphaeaceae.
UAUCCGUUGGCCAAAGCGCGGCAGCACCAACCCGGGUGCAUGGCUGACGCUCUUUAGCGAGGAGAAGCAAAUGAGCUCCUCCUUUUGCUCCGCGGCGGCGGCGGGGCGGUUCUCCGCCGCUCCAUCUGCCUCCUGUCUGAGAGGCGGUGGUGGAAUAAGGCCACCCCUUUUCCUUUCCCGAUUAUCCCGUGAGCCCGCCAUUCCCAACGUCAACCAAUCGUACCCAGCUUCUAGAAUCCUCACCUUCCUCACUGCCACUACCUUCAUUCUUUUUCCGCCUCUUCUCGGGCCAAUUCCGUCAAUUCUGCCUCCAUUGGAUGCUCCAAUUGCGAACGCUCGAGGCCUGUUUCAGAUGCCUCCUUCCCGCCUCGUCAACAGGUACUUUUUGGUUAGGGCCGGGGAGUCAGAGACGGAGCAUCUAGGGCUCAUCAGGACGAACCCCGUGGAGAAAACCUCGGUUGAUAGCGGAUUGUCGGAAGAAGGUAAGAAGCAGGCAGUGGAGGCAGCCUUCGAGAUCAAGAAAAUGGGUGCGUGUGAUGGUAAUUGCUGGAUUUGGCCGUCUAUUACCCAGCGCUCUUAUCAGGCCGCUGAGAUUAUCGCUGCCGUGAACAGCAUUAGCCGGAGUCAUAUUGUUCCAGAGUAUAGCUUCUUGGAUGCUCGCGGCUUGGGUGCAUACGAGGGAAAGAAGCUGGAUGUUGUCAACGAGGUCUAUGAUUCUGAUAGAAUUUCUCCUAGCACCAAACCACCUCCUAUUGAUGAUGGGACGCCAAAUGAGAGUGUUGAAGAUGUAUUUGUUCGUGUUACACAACUGAUGUCAAUUUUGGAGACCCAGUACGCGGGUGAUAGCAUUGUCAUUGUCUCACCUGAUUCAGACAACUUAUCGGUCCUUCAAGCUGGUCUAGUAGGACUUGAUCUCCGGAGGCAUAUGGAUCUCUCUUUUGUUCCUGGAGAAGUCAGACGUGUGGAUGUAGAGAGCAUUCCUGCUUACAGGCAGCCAGCUUCUGCUGUCUACAAGUGUCUCAAUCCCCCAUCAUGUCGGUAGAAUACGUUAGUUCCGUUUGUAUAAAUAUAAUAAGUUUGCUUACAUGGCGGCUCAGUUUUUUUGUUUAGUCCCUUGAAAGCCACAUUCGUUUUCUACUGCUUGCCCGUCUGGCUGCUUCUGCGUUUCCUUCCAUCGCUCUGUAGUUGCAUGUAUGAGUGAUCACUGUGGCUGAGCAGAAUAAAAGAUGCGCGAAUCAUGAAGCUAACUUGUACUUAAAUGAGUGUCAAAAUAUUUGCUUCUGACA